Molecule: messenger RNA, 174 nt
Organism: Letharia columbiana
Lineage: Eukaryota; Fungi; Ascomycota; Lecanoromycetes; Lecanorales; Parmeliaceae
Exons: 2
Coding region: 1-174 (57 amino acids)
Source: RefSeq, a predicted model, not a curated record
AUGCUUAUGCAUUACAUUGAAGAAGUCAAAGCUGUUACACAAGUGCUUGAUCAAGAGGAGGAGAUUGCUAUGCAAGAAUUUGCCAAAUUCGAGGCAAAGUUGAAGGAACAGAAGGGACCAGAUGCCAUUGCUUCAACAGUAGGGAAAGGGAGCUUGGAUACUGCAGAAGCCUGA